Messenger RNA from Laccaria bicolor S238N-H82, 1503 nucleotides. RefSeq lists its product as uncharacterized. The coding region runs from base 1 to 1503 and encodes 500 amino acids. The record is from RefSeq and is a predicted model, not a curated record. The transcript is spliced from 3 exons. NCBI's taxonomy places the organism in Eukaryota, Fungi, Basidiomycota, Agaricomycetes, Agaricales, Hydnangiaceae.
AUGCCCACCCCCCUCUUCCCACAGACGUCUUACUCCAAAUUCAAACUUUUCUGGAUCCAGACGACAUCAUCUCUCUUCGCAAGGUAUUGCAUCCUAUUCUCAGAAUGUUUGGUACUAACAGCUUCUUCAUCAUUUUUUUUCAUUGAGACCUCUAAAUUGUUGUGCACCGUCACAAAAUUGCGAAUUGUGUGGAUCAACGCAUUGCGUCGAGUGUGUUUGAUGCACGGCAUAAAUUUAUCCACGUUCUAUCCACUUGAAAAUCUCUCGCAAAUCGAACUUGAACACGCCGCCUUGUCGCCUUUUAAAUUUAUAAAAUACGCAAAAGCAUCCGAAGGAGAUAUCAAACCCGUUGUGACUCGCAUCCUUAAGCCUCGAUUACCGCCCGUCUUUUCGACGGAUGAUGAGGACGUACCCUUUAUCUGUGUCACUCUUUUACUCAUUCCGGGCGGUCGGUUCUUGUUUGCUGAUACGAUGCAACACGGCGUGCCCCUUUGGGACCUCGGAAUUCAUGCAGGAAUCCCAAUGAAACUGUCCCCUCUAGCAGUGCUUCCUACAGCACCAGGAUCCUUUGUCAGCGUCACCAGCCCAACUCCGGAUGGUCAUGGAGUCUACGUUUGUAUCGAACAAAUGAGCUUGAACAUGGACAACCGCGUGUCGAUCUACGAAAUAUACCCAUCCUCUCCGGACGUAGCUUAUCGUCUCACUCAUUCCUUGAAGGUCGAAGGGACACUUGAUAAUGCAUACAUCCACAAAAACACACUGGCCUGCAGUUCUCGUAACAAUCUCAUCACGGUCUGGGAUUUUAUCCAAAACAAGGCGAUCAGUUGGGAGUACAAUCAUGUAAUACAUCAACCGAAUGGUGCGAUACUCUUUGCUGACACCCUCCUUCUCGUUGAACUCGGGAAAUUGACCGUCUGGGACGUGCCUAGCUCACUGUAUUUGCCGGUAUCAGACGAUAUGAAGGCUGCGGUCAUCCAGCUCCUUCCCAGAUUGGAAAUUCGUACACCAUCGCCAGCUGAAUCCCUUCGAGUUUCUCCCCCUAGUCAGUGGAUUUCUGCAGGACAGUCGAGACUCCCUCUCUUUGGCUUGUGCAGCCCAACACCCGAUGCUUUAAAUGCUUCUAUGCGAUACUACACCUUCAAAUAUGUUCCUAGCAACUUCGAUUACCAGACGUUUGAUCCACAACAAGUGGGCAUUGUCUCUUUUCCCAUUGCGACAAUGUCCCUGAACUUUCUACGACAUAUACGGUUUUGUGGCAAGUCGCUUGCCUUGACGUGGCAGGCCGAUGAUAACGUAAAUAUCAGCCUUAUGAACAUGCCACAGGGUGAUCCCGAUGGCAUGGCCACCCCCACCACUCGACGUCUCUUCAACAGGGAGGAGGUCGUACUACAGGAUUUCGACUUUUGUCCAGCAGCAGGUCGAUUAGUUGUCACGACGGCUGCUGGAUAUAUUCGAAUUAUGGAUUUUCUUACCCCCCCUAGUACCCUACCCGAAAGCGUCUAA